AUGGGAGUUGCUGUACUAGAACAAGCCGGGCCACAGUCUCUUAGAGAGUUUGAUAGGUAUGUCGAUAGGCAUGUUGUGAGCUGUUGGGGCCCCAAUAGCUCAGCUUGUAGUGUAGCCAGGGUGGUUGCUGAUGUCGUUUUUCCCAUUGAGACGGUGUCGAUCCCCCGCCCUUUUUCCAAAUUCCGGCCCUCAAUUAUUAGGAAUUAUACCAAUUUAAUAUGUAUUCAACCUUGCUCACCUGUUGCUCUCCCUACUAAGUUUUCUGAUAACAGUGCCACCCUUUCAGAAGUAUUAUCUACGUCUAAAGCUGCCAAAAACCCAUACUGGAAUGUUGGGCUCCUAAACAUCAGAUCUCUAUCCACAAAGGCCUUAUUGAUUAAUGAUCUGAUGUCUAAAUGCAGCCUGGACCUGGUUGGACUCACCGAAACCUGGUUAAAACUUGACGAAUAUUUCCCCCUGAAUGAAGCAUUGCCUCCGGAUUUUGCGUACUCACACAUCCCUCGUGUUUCAAAGAAAGGUGGUGGUGUUGCUAUGAUAUAUAAAGCUAGCUUCAACCUCAGCCUAAAAUCUGUAAAUUCCUUUAAAUCAUUUGAGAUAAUUUGCAUGAAACCACUAACUACUUUAAAAAGGACUAAUUCUACUACUGUUGCCCCCCCUCCCUCAUUUUGUAUAGUUACUCUAUACCGGCCCCCUGGCCCAUGUUCCCUCUUCCUAGAGGAAUUUGCUGAUUUUAGUGCUGAUCUUGUGACAUAUACUGACAAUAUCUUAAUUAUGGGUGAUUUUAACAUUCAUGUGGAUGACCCAAAAGAUCCUCUAAGUAAGGCCUUUACUGCUUUAAUGGAUUCCACAGGUCUCACUCAGGUGGUUUCUAAACCUACCCAUCUUCACUCGCAUACAUUAGAUUUAGUUCUCACGCGGGGAAUCAAGAUUAGUGAUGUCAUUGUCCACCCCCACAAACCUAUUUUAUCAGACCACGGCCUGGUAACAUUUAAAAUGGAUCUCUGCCAGAGCCUUGGAGGCACCCAGAAUAUUUAUAUUAGCCGCUGCUUAACCCCAAACACAGCUCUGGACCUGGCUAGUAUUCUACCCGCUGCACUAGAAGCACUUGACGUCCCAAAUAAAUCAUUAAAUACUAAAACAAGGGAUCUGAAUUUGGUUCUUCAGCAAUCCCUAGAUUCUGUUGCCCCACUCAAACCAAGGAAAAGAAAAGACAAGAAAUUGGCUACAUGGUAUUCAGAGGAAACCCGCACUCUCAAGAGGUCCACUAGAAAAUUGGAGCAUAAGUGGCGUACCACUAAAUUAGAGGUUUUCCGCCAGGCCUGGAAGGACAGCCAAAUAGAGUACAAGCAAGUCCUCAUCAGGUCCAGAUCAGAAUAUUUCACUAAGUUGAUUAGUAAGAACAAACACAACACUAAGUUCUUAUUUGAUACUGUUGCAAAACUCGAUUCCUCGAAACCCACUAGCUGCCUUCUCGAUCCCCUCCCUGCCAAACUUUGUAGGGAGCUUCUCCCUAUUAUUGGACCACCCAUGCUUAGUAUUAUUAAUGAAUCUAUUGUAACUGGACAAGUCCCUGACGAUUUCAAACAAGCUAUUAUUAAGCCCCUUCUUAAAAAAACAAACCUGGAUCCAGGUUGUCUUAGCAAUUACAGGCCAAUUUCAAAUUUGCCAUUUCUCUCCAAAGUUUUAGAAAAAGCUGUGGCAAAACAGCUUACUGAGCACCUCUCCUCAAAUCAGAUCUAUGACCUCCAGUCUGGAUUUCGUCUUUACCACAGCACUGAAACUGCAUUAGCCAAGGUAGUCAAUGAUCUAUUAUUAGCCUCUGACGAGGGCUUCAGCUCUGUCCUGGUUCUUCUAGACCUAAGUGCAGCUUUUGACACUGUGGAUCAUGAGAUUCUCCUGGAACGUAUGGAGAACUAUGUUGGGAUUUCUGGUACUUCACUUCAGUGGUUUGGAUCGUAUCUAUCUGAUAGAUCACAAUAUGUCCACUAUGAUGGUUCCUCAUCCAGGAGCUCCACUGUAAAAUACGGAGUACCACAGGGUUCAGUUCUAGGCCCUUUGUUAUUUUCACUCUAUAUGUUGCCUUUAGGAAACAUAAUUAGAAGUUUUGGGGUACAUUUUCACUGUUAUGCAGAUGAUACUCAGCUAUACAUGUCUAUAAAGCCUGGAGAAUUUCCACAUGCUAUGGAAAAAUGUGUUUCUGGGUUGAAAACUUGGAUGACAGCAAAUGUCCUUCUUCUAAAUUCGGAUAAAACCGAGGUUCAAAUUUUUGGCCCAAAAAAGCACAGAAAUAAUCUAUCCAAUCGGACAUUAGACUUAGACGGCGUCAAUGUAUCUCAAAGCCAGCUGGUAAAAAAUCUAGGAGUCACAUUGGACCCAGACCUUUCGUUUGAGUACCAUAUUAAGCAAAUCACCAGAACCGCAUUUUUCCAUCUACGUAAUAUUGCCAAAAUACGAAAAUUCCUCUCGAAGGAUGAUGCUGAAAAACUAAUACAUGCUUUUGUUACAUCCCGAUUGGACUACUGCAAUGUGUUGUUCUCUGGCCUCCCAAUUACCUACCUAAAAGUUUUACAGCGGGUGCAAAAUGCUGCUGCUAGACUAUUGACUAAAACAAGAAAGUUUGAUCAUAUAACAUCUACUCUUAUCUCUUUACACUGGCUCCCUAUCCAAGCCAGAGUUGAUUUCAAAGUUUUACUACUAACUUACAAAUCUCUGCAUGGAUUGGCACCACUGUACCUCUCCGGUCUCCUUGCACCCUAUUGCCCCGCUUCGACACUAAGAUCGCAAGAUGCCGGCUAUCUGGUAAUGCCCAAAGUUAAGAAAAAAACAGCUGGAGGUAGGGCGUUCUCAUAUAGACCACCUCUUCUCUGGAACAAAUUACCCAUCUCAAUUAAGGAGGCUGAUACUGUUUCGACAUUUAAAACUAGAUUAAAAACGUUC
Hypomesus transpacificus is the source of this 2937-nucleotide messenger RNA. RefSeq lists its product as uncharacterized. The record is from RefSeq and is a predicted model, not a curated record. Lineage: Eukaryota; Metazoa; Chordata; Actinopteri; Osmeriformes; Osmeridae. Gene Ontology annotation, molecular function: catalytic activity.